CUGGUUUUCGGUUUUUUUUUUUCGUUUUAUUUCCAUUAUUUAUUUAUUUUAUUAUUAUUUUUUAAAUUUCGUUUCACCGUCACCACUUGCCAACUACACCAUCUUCUUGUCCAGGGAACACUAACGUCUACCAUACACUCUUCUCUUUCUUCGUUGUCGAUUUUUUCCUUCAUAAUUAUUACACCAAUCUUCUUUCAAACUCUGUGUCUCAGUCCACUACAGUCAAACCCGACAAUCCGUUCGCGGACAACACAAUACGAUGAUGUACUACCCGCGACUAACUACUCGUAUUCGUCGAAGGUUGAAAUAAUAUUGAAAAUCAGUACAUGAUGAUGGCCGGCAAAGAUGAUAUAGAUGACUGUGACAUCAUCAAACAGGGUCUGAUGGUGAAGCGAUCGCAGAACAAAAAACGAUUCAUGCCUAUUAACUACAAACAGAGAUGGUUUGUAUUGACAACCAAGAACUUCAUUUACUAUGAAUCAGAAUCAGAAGAAAUUAUUGAAAGAAGCUCACUGCCGUGUCUCCAUAACAUACAUCAACUGCUUAACAGGCGUAAAAAAGAACGAGGUCGUAUAAAAUUGUCUUCGGUAACUGUGAUUGAAACAGCUACCAUUACUUCUUCACCAAAUAUUUUAUCUCAAGAUACUACUAAUAAUGAUGGUGAAAAUGGGUAUGCAUUUCAAAUAUCAUAUAGUGAUGGAAAUGAUCAACAGUAUACAUUAUAUUUAAUCACUCAAAAACUUCAAGAUCGAUCUGAUUGGAUAAGAUCUUUAAGAGCUGUAUGUGCUGACACUUUGGUAAAGAGUGAAAAAUAUCAUGCAUCAAUUUGGGGUGGUAAAAAAUGGCAAUGUUGUCGAGCUCCAACACGUAUUGCUGAAGGCUGUGAACCAUGUUCUGAAUGGAACAAAACACCACCAAAUUCGCCUAUUAUAAAAAAUAGUGAAAAUGAUAGUCCCAUAUUAGCAUUAACAGCAAGCCCAAUAAUGCCAGGUGGUACUCCAGCUGCCAAGUUAAAAGACCAAGUUCCAAGGAUUAAGGUAGUCACUGCUCUAUAUCCCUUUAAAGCAAUUGAACCAGGAGAUUUGACCUUAGUUAAAGGAUGUGAAUAUGACGUCAUUGAUGAUUCUCAAGAUCAUUGGUGGAAAGUAAGAGAUGAGCAUGGUGCUAUUGGUUACAUUCCUAGUAAUUAUGUUAAAGAAAAAGAAUUUCUUGGUCUUCAAAAAUAUGAGUGGUAUGUUGGAGAUAUGUCAAGACAGAGAGCUGAAUCUCUUCUUAAACAAGAAGAUAAAGAAGGCUGUUUUGUGGUUAGAAAUUCAUCAACCAAAGGUCUUUAUACAUUAUCUCUUUUCACAAAAGUACCACAUUCACAUGUGAAGCAUUAUCACAUAAAACAAAAUAGCCGAGGAGAUUUUUUUUUAAGUGAAAAACAUUGCUGUUCAACUAUUCCAGAAUUAAUUAAUUACCAUCGUCACAACAGUGGUGGAUUAGCAUCACGUUUAAAAGCCUCUCCUUGUGACCGCCCUGUUCCUGCUACAGCUGGCCUUAGUCAUGAUAAAUGGGAAAUAGAUCCUGCAGAAUUAAUGUUGUUGGAAGAGCUAGGAUCAGGUCAGUUUGGUGUGGUACGCCAUGGUAAAUGGAAAGGUUCUAUUGACACUGCAGUCAAAAUGAUGAAAGAAGGCACAAUGUCUGAAGAUGAUUUUAUUGAAGAAGCCAAAGUCAUGACGAAACUCCAACACCAGAAUCUAGUCCAACUUUAUGGAGUUUGUAGUAAACAUCGUCCAAUUUAUAUAGUUACCGAGUAUAUGAGACAUGGAUCACUGCUGAAUUAUCUCAGGCGACAUGAAAAUAGUUUAGGAGGAAACAAUGGUUUAUUACUAGAUAUGUGUAUUCAGGUUUGCAAAGGGAUGGCAUAUUUAGAACGUCACAAUUACAUACAUCGUGAUCUUGCUGCUAGAAACUGUUUAGUGGGUUCAGAAAAUGUUGUAAAAGUCGCAGAUUUUGGAUUAGCCCGGUAUGUCCUCGAUGAUCAAUAUACCAGUUCUGGUGGUACCAAAUUCCCCAUUAAAUGGGCUCCUCCUGAAGUCUUAAACUACACUAGAUUUUCUUCCAAAUCUGAUGUUUGGGCUUAUGGUGUUUUAAUGUGGGAAAUAUUUACUUGUGGUAAGAUGCCAUAUGGACGUCUUAAAAAUACUGAAGUUGUUGAUCGUGUACAAAGAGGUAUUAUUUUGGAAAAACCAAAAAUGUGUUUUAAAGAAGUUUAUGAGGUUAUGCGCAAGUGUUGGAGCCAUUGUCCUGAAGAUCGUCCAUCUUUUAGAUUGUUAAAAGAUCAACUGGCUGUCACAUCUCAGGGUUUAAUAGCAGAUUGACGUGUUCCACUACAAUCAUGCAAUUGCGCUAUUUGCUUGUUGCUUGACAUUGGUUAUGAGCCUCUUAUAGAGUUGUGUCGUAUAGUGAUUGAAACAAAUCGCCGUGGCACUCUUUGAACGUACAAGUUCUAUAUUCAGUUGUCAAAAAAAUUUCUGUGAGUUUAUCUACAAAAAAAUGAUCUCGAACUUUGCUAUAAGUUUUUUAAAAACAAUUUCAAGUGCUGUCUACAUUUUAUAAGUAAUUACUAUUUUAUUGACAUCAAUUGAGAUACACAUUCCUUGUAUGUACAUGUUGUAUUUAAAAGCUUGAAAAUUUAGUAUUAUUUGGGUAUUCAUUUUUUACAGGAUCUUAAAUCCAAAAUCAAUUUUUAAAACUAAAUUGAAUUUUAAUACACUGUUUUUACUACUAAUAUAAACAAGAAGUUUGUUGCUAAAUUAACAAUAUUUGUAUUAUCAACUUUUUAAAUCAAAAUUUUAUUGAAAAACAAUGUAAAACAAUUUUAUUUUAAGUCUUCCAUUUAAAGAUAAAGUAUAAACUAACCAAUGUGCUCCAUUGUACACACAUAUUUGUUAUUUACCUUUGAUAAUUACUGUGAUAUCAUACUUUUAUCUUUUUAUUUUAAAUUUAGAACAAAUAUCAAAUUUUUCAUAAAAAUAAUUAAAGUGUUUCAUCAAUUUUGAGAUCAAAAUAUAUAUUGUUAAGUAUUAAGUAUGAAGACUAUUCUGAAAACAGGUAUAUCCACUGUCCACAUAAGUAGGGUAGUAAAUUUUGUACCACUGUAUCUUAUAUAUUCUUGAACUCCGUUUUCCGAGUGUAAAAUCAGUUAACUCAAUUAACGAGCUAAACAAAUUUUAAACCAUACAUAUUUAUGUUACAAAAGUCUAAUUUUCUGCUCAGAAAAUGUAUAUGUUAUAUGUAUAUGUAUAAUGUUCAAAAAUAUAUAUUGAGUACAAAUGUAUAAAGUUUACCCCGUUUUUAGUGGCCAUGUGGUAUUUAUACCUAGCUGAAAUAUAGAAUAUAUAAUAUAUACAUAUAUCAUAUGACAGAUUUUAUAGUAGAUGCAAACCUUAAAAUUAUUAUUUUGAUGUUUUUAUUCUUAGUUAUUUUACAUUCUUAUGUUUUACAAUUUACAGAUCUUAUACUUAUUUAUUAUUGAUUUGGUAUCGUUUAUUUAAAAUAUCAUACAAAGUUAGACCUAUUUAUAAUACUGGCAAAAUACCAGAGUUAAAUACCCGUGUAUACAUAUAAAUUGUAUAUUGGUUUAAUCUCAAUUGUGUCAAAUUGUGUAUGCUUAUUUUAUACUAUAUACAUUAUUACCAAAAAGGUAAAUUGAGUGUUUAAAAUAUUAAAUUAUAAGUUAAGGUUAUAAUGUCAAAAAAUAUGACAUUUAAAAUGAUAUAAUUUUACGUAAUAAUAAUAUUGAACAUUGUGUUAUUCUUUUAGUGCAUUAUUUUUAGCAAGCAAGCUUAAAAAUAUUUUUAUGAGUUCCAAAUUUUUGUAUUAUUAUAG
Messenger RNA from Rhopalosiphum maidis (corn leaf aphid), 3876 nucleotides. RefSeq names its product tyrosine-protein kinase Btk29A (gene Btk29A). Lineage: Eukaryota; Metazoa; Arthropoda; Insecta; Hemiptera; Aphididae. The transcript has 18 exons. The record is from RefSeq and is a predicted model, not a curated record. Gene Ontology annotation, molecular function: ATP binding; non-membrane spanning protein tyrosine kinase activity; protein binding. The coding region runs from base 327 to 2366 and encodes 679 amino acids. Gene Ontology annotation, biological process: intracellular signal transduction; peptidyl-tyrosine autophosphorylation.